AUGCGAGUUUUACACCUCGUCGGCCUUGCGGCUUCUGCCGUCGCCGUAACCAUCAAGGUCUCACCGGACAAUGGCAAGAAGGCGUCCCCACUGGCCUAUGGGCUCAUGUUUGAGGAUAUCAACCACAGUGGCGAUGGAGGCAUCUACGCCGAGCUGAUCCGCAACCGGGCCUUUCAAGGCGACCAAUUUACGCCCGCUACCCUGAGCCCCUGGGAGAAGCAGGGUUCCGUGACCGGCGUCCAGCUGACCAAAGACACCCCCAAGCCCUUGUCGCCCUCGCUGCCCUACUCGGUCUCGGUCCGCGCCACGGUCGAUGGCCUGGACGAGGAGGUGGGCAUCUCGAACCCGGGCUAUUGGGGCAUCGACGUCCUGCCCCAGACGUACACCGGCAGCUUCUGGGUCAUGGGCGAGUACAAAGGAAACUUUACAGCGGCCUUCCGCGACGCGGCAAACGUCAACCCCGUCUACGCCAGCACCAAGAUCCAGUCGCGGUCUGUCGAUGGCGAGUGGACCAAGCACGAGUUCACCAUCACCCCCGAUGCAGCCCACGGCCACAAGUGCCGGUUCGCCCUGACCUUUGUCCCCGAGAAGCCCGGCCAGACGCUCUACUUCAACCUGAUCAGCCUGUUCCCGCCCACCUACAAGGACCGCAAGAAUGGGAUGCGCAAGGACCUCAUGAAGGCCAUCGAGGAUCUGAACCCGAGCUUCCUGAGGUUUCCUGGAGGUAACAACCUUCAGGGUCACUGGGCCGGUUCCAGGUGGCGCUGGAACGAAACCUUGGGCGACUUGGAGCAACGCCCAGGGAGGACCGGGGCCUGGACCUACUUCAACACUGAUGGCCUUGGUCUGAUUGAGUACAUGCUGUGGUGCGACGACAUGAAGCUCGAGCCCAUCCUCAUCGUCUGGGCCGGUCUCUACCUCAAGGGCAUUGUGACCCCCGAAGAGGAGCUUGGAAUAUUCAUCCAGGACGCGCUCAACCAGCUCGAGUUCCUUACUGGGGAUGCCAGCACCGAGUACGGGGCCAAGCGGGCGGCCCUCGGCUACCCGGAGCCUUGGAAGAUCAACUUUGUCGGCAUCGGCAACGAGGACCACUUCUCGGCCGGUAUGGACUCGUACAACAAGUAUCGGUUCCGCAUGUUCUACGAUGCUCUGCGGGCCGCCUACCCGACGGUGACACUGCUGGCUUCGACUGUGGAGAUAGCCGAUCCGAUACCCGAGGAUGUUGUUCUGGACUAUCAUGAUUAUGGAAACCCCAACGGUGCCGUGCGCAACUUCACCCUCUGGGACGACGAAGGCACCUCGCGCAACCACAAGGUGCUCGUGGGCGAGUACGGCGUGGCGCGCGCCAACGGCAACGAGGUGCUCUGGAAGGACCACCGCGAGCGGCCGUGGUGGAUCGCGUCGGUGGCCGAGGCCGUCUUCUGGAUCGGCAACGAACGGCACCCGGACAAGAUCUACGGCAGCGCCUUUGCGCCGCUGCUGCAGCACGUCGACCAGUACCAGUGGAGCCCCAACCUGAUCAGCUUCAACGCCAACACGUCGGCCACGACGCUGUCGACGAGCUACCACGUCAUCAAGCUCUUCAGCAACGCCCGCUUCACCGAGGUGCUGCCCGUCGACAACAGCGCCGAGUACAACCCGGCCUUUUGGGUCGCCGGCAGGAAUGCCGACGCCAACAAGUUCCUCUGGAAGGCCGCCGUCUACAACGUCACCGGCGACGCCGACGAGGUCGACUUUGACGUCGUCUUCCCCGGCGUCGUCGAGGGCAGCAGCGCCCAGCUCACCGUCUUGACGUCGUCGGAUCCUCUGAACGAGAACGUGCUGGGAGCCGCCGACGUCGUCGUCGCCGAGACGAGGAACGUCACGGCUGGACAGAACGGCUUCACUUUCAAGCUGCCGCAGUGGUCUGUUGCGCUGCUCGACUGGUCCGUUGUUGCUUGA
Molecule: messenger RNA, 1941 nt
Organism: Pyricularia pennisetigena
Lineage: Eukaryota; Fungi; Ascomycota; Sordariomycetes; Magnaporthales; Pyriculariaceae
Exons: 4
Coding region: 1-1941 (646 amino acids)
Biological process (GO): L-arabinose metabolic process
Molecular function (GO): alpha-L-arabinofuranosidase activity
Source: RefSeq, a predicted model, not a curated record